Messenger RNA from Clupea harengus (Atlantic herring), 2778 nucleotides. It is a transcript of the gene ssrp1a, whose product is annotated as FACT complex subunit SSRP1-like. The coding region runs from base 148 to 2307 and encodes 719 amino acids. The transcript has 17 exons. Gene Ontology annotation, biological process: regulation of chromatin organization. Lineage: Eukaryota; Metazoa; Chordata; Actinopteri; Clupeiformes; Clupeidae. Gene Ontology annotation, molecular function: nucleosome binding; histone binding; DNA binding. The record is from RefSeq and is a predicted model, not a curated record. Gene Ontology annotation, cellular component: FACT complex; nucleus.
UGGCUAAAGAGUAGGUCAUCGUGUGCGUUUGCUUGGGUACAUAUUUAUGAGUGAGUGAGUGAGCGAGCGAGCGUGUGUCGUUGCUCUCGCAAGUGUUUGCGUGUGUGUGCCUCGGUCUUCAUUAUUGUCAUUACAUCCUUAGGCUGAAUGGGAGACACUUUGGAGUUCACCGACAUCUACCAGGAGAUGAAGGGAUCCUGGAAUGAGGGGCGGCUGCGUUUCAGUAAACAGUCCAUUGUCUAUAAGAGUAUUAAAACGGGGAAGGUCGACACGAUCUCCGCCCCGGACCUGUCCCUCGCGCAGUGGCGUCGUGUCUGUCUGGGUCACGGCAUCAAACUCACCACCAGCACUGGACAUGUCUACAAAUAUGAUGGGUUCAAAGACUCUGACUUGGAUUCAAUCACAGCGUUCUUCAAGGCCAACUACAAAGUGGAGGUGGUGGAGAGGGACAUGUGUGUGAAGGGGUGGAACUGGGGUACAGCUAAAUUCACAGGACCCCUGCUGUCCUUCGACGUGACUGAAAGCCCCGCCUUCGAGAUCCCGCUGUCCAACGUGUCCCAGUGUGCCACGGGCAAGAACGAGGUGACGCUGGAGUUCCACCAGAACGACGACGCCGAGGUGGCCCUCAUGGAGGUCCGCUUCUACGUGCCGCCCGGCAACGGCGAGGAGGGGAAUGACCCUGUGGAGGCGUUUGCUCAGAAUGUUCUCUCGAAGGCUGAUGUCAUUCAGGCCACUGGAGAUGCCGUGUGUAUCUUUAAAGAGCUGCAGUGUCUUACUCCCAGGGGCAGGUAUGAUAUCCGUAUCUACCCUUCGUUCCUGCACCUGCACGGAAAGACGUUUGAUUAUAAGAUCCCGUACACCACCGUGCUCCGCCUCUUCCUGCUGCCUCACAAGGAGCAGAUGUUCUUUGUGAUCAGUCUGGACCCCCCCAUCAAGCAGGGGCAGACCCGCUACCACUUCCUCAUCCUCCUGUUCUCCAAAGAAGAGGACAUCAGCCUGGAGCUGAACAUGAGCGAGGAGGAGGUGGAGAAGCGAUUCGAGACGAAGCUCACUAAGCACAUGUCGGGGUCCCUGUAUGAGGUGGUCAGCAGAGUCAUGAAGGCUCUGGUCAACAGGAAGAUCACCGUGCCUGGAAACUUCCAAGGCCACAGUGGGUCCCAGUGCAUCACGUGCUCCUACAAGGCCAGCUCGGGUCUGCUCUACCCCCUGGAGCGCGGCUUCAUCUACGUGCACAAGCCGCCCGUGCACCUGCGCUUCGAGGAGAUCUCCUGCGUCAACUUCGCCCGCGGCACCACCACCACGCGCUCCUUCGACUUCGAGAUCGAAACCAAGCAGGGCACCCAGUACACCUUCAGCAGCAUAGAGAGAGAGGAGUACGGCAAGCUGUUUGACUUUGUCAACGCCAAGAAGCUCAACAUCAAGAAUCGCGGCUUUAAAGAGGGCAUGAAAGGAAAGGAUGAUAUGAGCGACUCGGACGAGGACCAGCACGACGCCUACCUGGAGAGGAUGAAGGAGGAAGGCAAGAUCCGGGAGGAAGGCGGCAGCGACGAAUCAGAGGGUGACAGUGACGAGUCCUUCAACCCUGGUGAGGAACUUGACGACGUUGCUGAAGAAUUCGACUCCAAUGCCUCCGGCAGCGACAGCGAGGACGAGAGUGGAGGCGGCAGCGACGAGGAGGCCAAGCCCAAGAAGUCCAAACCCAAGAAGGAGCCGGCCAAGAAGGCCAGGGCCCCCAGAGAGAAGAAGGAGAGGAAGCCACGCAGAGAGAAGAAAGUCAAGGACGCUGGCGCCCCCAAGAGGCCAAUGAGUGCCUACAUGCUGUGGCUGAACGCCAGCCGUGAGCGAAUCAAGUCCGAGUUCCCCGGCAUCUCCGUCACGGAGAUCUCCAAGAAGGCCGGCGAGAUGUGGAAACAGCUGGGCAAGGACAAGAAAGAGGAAUGGGAUAAGAAGGCGGAGGAAGCCAAGCGGAACUAUGAGAAAGUCAUGAAGGAAUACAGGGAGAGUGGCGGUGGUGCCGCUGCCGCAAGCAGCGCUGGAGCUUCCUCUUCAAAAAAAGAGCCCAAGAAGAAGUCGCCGGCCAAAGCGAACGACAAGAAGAAGCCGGUGGAGAAGGAGCGGGGGGGCGGCGGAGGCAACGACAGCUUCAAGAGCCGCGAGUUCAUCUCCAGCGAAGACAGCUCCGACAACGACGACUCGGACGGCGGCAAGAAGAAGAAGAAGAAGAACCGCAAACGGAGGCAUUCUGAUGAGGAAGAGGAAGAGAUCGCCAGCACACCACCGAGUUCUGCGGAAUCUGGUUCUGACUGAUGUCGGCGCACACACACACACACACACACGUAUCUGUAUGUGCUGGCGCACUGAGUUAGACGGACCAACCCUGGCAUUUGUUCUGGCCCACCUGUGGACAUUUCCCUGCACACUAGUCGUUUAGCCGUACCACAUUCCAUGCUUCCCAGGCCUGCCCGAGCACAUUCCAGCGCACUCUGAUUUAUAGAGACAAGUUACCGAGGUGUAUGCUAAGUGUCAAGGUGUGCUACAUGUCCCAUAGCUCUCUCAGGUAUUUUCUUUUUUUCAAGAUGGGGAAUGGUGUAGCAGAGCAGCAAAGCACUCUGGAAUAUGUAGUUUUCUUACAUAUUGGUACUUUUUUUUUUUUUUUUUUCUUUUUUUUUUUUUUUUGGUCACUAUCUGAAACCUGAAGCUAAAACGAGGGCUUGUGAAAAUGACGCAGUUUUAUUCUUCUUCUGUAUUGCUUGAAUGAAUAAAUGUUUUGUAAUAAAA